AGGUCGUCAUCCAAGUCGUAAACUAGUCUAGAUUAUCAUCAAAAUACAACGAUAACACGUAUCUCCCAUGCCUGGACGCCACCAUCGUCAUCAUCAUGCACAUGGUGGUGAAGGGCAUGGAGUUUUAAACCCAAUUAGGAUGUGGCCGGCGUGCCAGGUCAUUGGGUUUGCCAAACUGCCGUCUUUGGCAACGCGAGUGCGCUCCUCGCAUGGAAGAUUCUCUCUUCUCUUCGCUCGCACACACAUAGUGUAAACUGACAAAGGACCCUGUGUACUAAGUAUCGCACGAGUACUGCCCGUACUUGCUUCUAAAGAUCGAGGUAGAGAUAUGGCGUAGAAACGUUUACCAUAAGUGCAACAGAACUCCAUGACUGAUGUGAUGUGAUUGAAUUGUUUAAAAAAGGAAAAUACUUUAUUGUGGUCGCAAAUAUGGUUCCACAUAGUGUUUGGGCAACAGGAUGGAUUCCAUUCAUCGUGGUGUUCCUUCUGUCCCUGCUCUUUUCCACCACCUACAUCAUGUGGUUCCGCUCGGUCUUGGUGAAUGAGAGAUCAAAAUCGGCCACGUUCUUUUCCGUGCUAGCCCUCACCAUCACUUUGGUCUCGUCGGCCUUGGUUCCGGUGGAUGUGUUCCUGGUUUCCUAUAUGAAGGAAUCCAAUGGGACGUUCAAGACUUGGGCUCAAGACGAAUCCGUUCGAAUGGGCCUUGAACGGUCCAUGCUCUUCACUUAUUACGGAUUCUAUGGGAUCGUUCUGGUCAUGGCCUUUUUCCUCCUGCCUUUGGUGUUUUUCCUGAAUUGCGGCAGGAGCAUUGGCGAAUCCGACCAACCAAUGGAGUACGAACCAUUUUCGACUCAACUCUGUCGAGCUCUAAAAUAUGAAUUGAUUUGCUUGGCGAUCUUUGCCGUUCUGAUCGUCAUUGGGAUCUUUUUGCCAUAUAAGGGACCAGGGCCGAAUCCAAACUCGACAUACAUUCAGGAGAUGGACAGAAUCCUCACCGAAGAGUUCGAGGUUCAACACGGAGAGAACCUGAUGGUGUUCCUCUUGAACGUGCUGAACGUGAUUGGCAUGUUUUUCUUGAUCUUCUACACGGCUUAUGGCAUGUCUUCGCUGCCGUUUGGCAUGAUUAGAAGCAGAAGCCAAGCCAAUCGUGCCAGAGAUACAGUGAACAAGACCCUGCAAGAAUUGGAGCAAAAGAUCCAGGAGAUCAAAAGCAGGUAUGAGGACAAUAAUGAGAAUAUGCCGCCAUACGAAAAAUCCUAUUUGGAGCGGUUGGAGCAACAAGUGCGUCUACUCAGCCGCACUCGCCAUGAUUUGGACCAAAAUGCCCGCAAGUUCAUUAACCGGAUCCACAAUUGUCUGAGGCCAUUCCAAGUGCUCUUCGGGGUGUUCUUUGCCUUACUUGGAUUAAUGAUAUUUAUCUCCUUGGUUCUGACAAGUGUCGAGAAGGCUCUGUACUCCCAAGGGAUCUGGCAAGGCUAUUCGUUGAGAAAUGGUUCCCUUCCCAAUCCGGUGGACACGAUCUUGGUGUACGCUCAAGACAUAUUCCCGUUAGACUACAUCAUGUACUCAGGGAUGAUCUUGUUCUUCAUCUUCUGCUCCAUGUCCGGGAUCAAAAACAUUGGCAUUCGGAUGUGUUGGUUCACAGUGUACAAGAUCAAGUCCGGUCAGACCAAACCUCAAGCCUUGGUGCUGAUGUGCAUGAGUCUCAUCUUUGUCCUCUUGGCCUUAAAUGUGGUCAUGUUUUCAGUGGUGCCGGAUUACACGACUUACGGAUCCCAGUAUUAUCGAGUCAAUAACACUAUUGGAAACGUGACGACUGAAAUCAUGCAACGCUGCAACAACAUUCAUUCUCCUGCCGAUGGUUGCAUCAUGACGCGAGUGGCUUUCCUCCUCAUGGCCUACCAUACAAAUAUCUGGUUUUUCGGAGCCAUUUACUACUGGAUGGUUUGGAUCUUUGUGGUGGUGAUCGUGGCCGGGGCUUGUUACAGCCUAUAUCAAGCUCGCAAGCCUCUGGUUUUGGAGCAAGACGAUGAAGAAGAGCUCUUGGAGGAUUCAAACCCAUUUGCCGCCGCUUAACAUGGACAUUCAAGGAUGAACUCCUCCUACCCUGGCGGUAAACUAUCCUGAUUCCUUGCUUUAACAUGAAUUCUUAAUGGGAAUAUAUCAAUGCUUAGAUUUGUCAGAGAUCAAUAAUGCAAAAUACUUGAUAUGAAUUAAACACGUGUAACUUUGAAA
Messenger RNA from Tigriopus californicus, 2235 nucleotides. RefSeq names its product probable lysosomal cobalamin transporter. Lineage: Eukaryota; Metazoa; Arthropoda; Copepoda; Harpacticoida; Harpacticidae. The coding region runs from base 430 to 2076 and encodes 548 amino acids. Gene Ontology annotation, cellular component: vacuolar membrane. Gene Ontology annotation, biological process: protein localization to vacuole. The record is from RefSeq and is a predicted model, not a curated record. The transcript has a single exon.